AUGUGUGGUGAGGGGGAGGGGGAGGCACCUGCUGGCACCUGCUGGCACCUACUGGCACCUGCUGGCACCUGCUGGCACCUGCUGGCACCUGCUGGCCCCUGCUGGCACCUACUGGCACCUGCUGGCACCUACUGGCACCUGCUGGCACCUACUGGCUCCUGCUGGCACCUACUGGCACCUGCUGGCACCUGCUGGCACCUGCUGGCACCUACUGGCACUUACUGGCACCUGCUGGCACCUGCUGGCAUUUACUGGCACCUACUGGCUCCUGCUGGCACCUACUGGCACCUACUGGCACCUACUGGCACCUGCUGGCACCUGCUGGCACCUACUGGCACCUGCUGGCACCUACUGGCACCUGCUGGCACCUACUGGCUCCUGCUGGCACCUACUGGCACCUGCUGGCACCUACUGGCACCUACUGGCACCUGCUGGCACCUACUGGCACCUACUGGCACCUACUGGCUCCUGCUGGCACCUACUGGCACCUGCUGGCACCUGCUGGCACCUACUGGCACCUGCUGGCACCUACUGGCACCUACUGGCACCUACUGGCACCUACUGGCACCUGCUGGCACCUAUUGGCACCUGCUGGCACCUGCUGGCACCUUCUGGCACCUACUGGCACCUGCUGGCACCUACUGGCACCUGCUGGCACCUACUGGCACCUACUGGCACCUGCUGGCACCUGCUGGCACCUGCUGGCACCUACUGGCACCUGCUGGCACCUGCUGGCACCUACUGGCACCUACUGGCACCUGCUGGCACCUACUGGCACCUACUGGCACCUGCUGGCACCUGCUGGCACCUACUGGCACCUACUGGCACCUGCUGGCACCUGCUGGCACAUACUGA
Messenger RNA from Procambarus clarkii (red swamp crayfish), 855 nucleotides. The record is from RefSeq and is a predicted model, not a curated record. NCBI's taxonomy places the organism in Eukaryota, Metazoa, Arthropoda, Malacostraca, Decapoda, Cambaridae.